AUGAGCGAAGACGCUGAAGGCUCCCAUCGCGGGAAGAGAGAGCUGGAGUCCGAUGAGGUGGAGAGGCUGCAGAAGCGUGCGAGGCACCGGAGCGGAUCGCAGAACUGGAGCGCAGAUGUGACAGAUGAGCUAGUGAACUGCACGAUGGACCUGGUGGAAGAUAUGCUGGCGAAGGUCGAGGUCGAUGCGAACUUGAAGAAGAAGCCGCACACGCUCGUCCCCUACCUGUCGGAGGCUCUUGCCCACCUUGCGACAACCAAACCGGAUGAUCCUAUCAUCACCCUAGCUAAGCUUCUCACGGAGCGGGGGAUAAAACCGCAGUGGGUACAAGUCUUGGCCCUCGAACUUUCGAGGACAGAGGUGCUGGUGAUCUCAAGAUCGGUAUUCCAUCAUACCUGUGAAAAGCUCUCGACGACCCUCAAGGAGAACAUGAUCAAGUACAACGAGUUCGAGUACCUGAAGGAAGAGUUGAUGGAGGAGGAGGCCCAGCCCCUCUCUCGCGAAGCUUCUUCAGCGUUUGGACAGUCGGGAGGAGGGGAGGAGGAGACUAGAGGGGAGGUGGACGGGGACGAGGACUCUGAGAAGAUGUCCGAUGUGGACAAGGAUGGAGUGCAGAGCAACAUGUCAGAGGCUGUGAAAGCGAUGAACCUCGGGAGGAGGAGAGGAGGAGAGGAGGAGGAAGAGGAGGACGGCGCGGAGUCGAAGCAGCAGGAUGAGGAGUCUGCGCGGCUAGACCAGCUCAUGGGGAGCAUGAGAUGGUUGACGAGGGGCAGAAGGAAGGCAAAGGAGAUAAUCGCAAAGACCCUUGAGAAGAAAAGUUACUCGAGCGACGAGGUUUUGAUGCAGAAGGGAGGAGCAGCAGAGCACAUCUACUUCAUUGAGGAAGGAACCAUUGAAGUGUUUGACGAUGGAGAAACUCUGCGCAAGGAGCUGAAGAGGGGAGAGAGCUUCGGGGUGAGGGGAGUGGAGGCCGUGGAGCUUCUUUUCGGCCUUCCGACAAGUUUCACCAAGGCCGCUGGGGAGGCGAAGGAUCCAAGUCGAUGA
Guillardia theta CCMP2712 is the source of this 1044-nucleotide messenger RNA. RefSeq lists its product as hypothetical. Bases 1 to 1044 code for a protein of 347 amino acids. Lineage: Eukaryota; Cryptophyceae; Pyrenomonadales; Geminigeraceae. The record is from RefSeq and is a predicted model, not a curated record. The transcript is spliced from 8 exons.